CCCCACCUCUACCUCCCGCCCUCUGCCCCGCCCCCGAGGCCAGAUCCGCUUUCGAAGAAGCCGGAACCGAGUCCCAAAGUUGCUGUUCGAGGAGCAGCAGCCUCGCCACCCGCCGCGUCCGGGAGAGGUCCGGUCGGUCUAGCCCUAGUGCCCCGCAUCCGCUCACUCCUGCGCCCCGACACGCGCGCUCUGGGCGGCUGAGCCGCGGCUCCCAGAUGUUUUCAAGUCAGAAAACAUUCACUGAGCACCUACUAUGUACAAGAUGAACAUCUGCAACAAGCCCUCUAACAAGACAGCCCCUGAGAAGAAUGUGUGGACAGCACCUGCACAGGCCAGCGGACCCUCCCCGGAGCUGCAGGGCCAGCGGUCCCGCCGGAAUGGGUGGAGCUGGCCCCCUCACCCGCUCCAGAUUGUGGCCUGGCUGCUGUACCUCUUCUUUGCUGUGAUUGGCUUUGGGGUCCUUGUUCCCCUCCUGCCUCACCACUGGGUGCCUGCUGGCUAUGCUUGCAUGGGCGCCAUCUUUGCUGGCCACCUCGUGGUGCACCUGACUGCUGUUUCCAUCGAUCCAGCAGAUGCCAAUGUGCGGGACAAGAGCUAUGCUGGGCCCCUGCCCAUCUUCAACCGCAGCCAACAUGCACACGUCAUUGAAGACCUGCACUGCAACUUGUGCAACGUGGAUGUGAGUGCUCGUUCCAAGCACUGCAGCGCCUGCAACAAAUGCGUGUGCGGCUUUGACCACCACUGCAAGUGGCUCAACAACUGCGUGGGCGAGAGGAACUACCGGCUCUUUCUACACAGUGUGGCAUCUGCCUUACUGGGCGUCCUGCUCCUCGUGCUGGUGGCCACUUAUGUCUUUGUGGAGUUCUUUGUCAACCCCAUGCGGCUGCGUACCAACCGCCACUUUGAAGUCUUGAAGAAUCACACAGAUGUGUGGUUCGUGUUCCUGCCUGCUGCCCCUGUGGAGACCCAGGCUCCUGCCAUCCUGGCUCUGGCUGCCCUUCUCAUCCUUCUGGGCCUGCUCUCCACAGCCCUGCUCGGCCACCUGCUCUGCUUCCACAUUUAUCUCAUGUGGCACAAGCUCACCACCUACGAAUACAUCGUGCAGCAUCGUCCGCCCCAGGAGGCAAAGGGGGCCCACAGGGAGCUUGAGUCAUGUCCCCCCAGGAUGCGGCCCAUUCAGGGGUGGGCCAGGCUGCCAGGCCUGGGUAGGCCUGGGGGAGUGAUGGCUGUUGGUGGAGACCCCCUGCCCCCCGCAACUGCCACACCAUUGUGUACCUGCCCUGGUGCUGGGCACGGAACCCAUGUAAGCACAGUGGCAGCCAUCCUGGGAGUGGGCACCAUCCCUAUCCCCACUUCACAGAGGAGACUGAGGCUCAGAGGGGUAGGCAGGAGACUUUCUCAAGCUUCACAGCCAGUGCCCACUGAGGCAGGGCUGGCCCUGGGAUCCCCAGACUCGAAUGCUCAGGACCCCUGCUCUGUAGCUACUGCCUGCUUAGUCUUUGGGGCCAGAUGUGCCAGCAGCAAGGGCAUUUAAUAUCAUCUGAAAAUGACCUGAGGGAGACGUCGGCAGAGGGAGAAGGGGUGUGUUUGUCCCAUCGUACAGAGGAGAGCUGAGGCUGAGAGGUGCCAUGUACCAUUCAGGAAUGUGCAAGUUUUGAAUGUCUCUGAGGGACAGCUUUGAUGAGGGGAGGGGAAUUUGAAUGGGGACACCCUGGUGGCACCCUCAAACUUCCCCAGCUGGCUAGGGCCUGGCUCCUGUCCCAUUCUGGCCCAUCAGGCUUCUGAGACCAUCCUCUACUGCUGCCCUGCCCUCUGCCCUACACUUCUAGAACCCAGGGGCACCAGGGUAGGCUUUGCCCCCUCUCUCCUGGGCCCUGGAGGGGUGCUAGGUGCACACUGGUGAAGAGGAAAUGUGUGGGGGAAGGACUCCCUUGGCGUCCCAGCCCUUGUGACUGGCCUUUGACUCCUUCCUCUUUCCCAGGGCUCCUCUGCUCAGGCUGGCACCUCCACAUUCCUCCCCAAAGGGCCAGCCUGGGCAGGUGUUGGGCACAGGGCUUGCUGCCCAGGGUUCAUUCUCUGCCUCUGUGUAGCCAGCCGGUGACUGGCUGGGCUCUGUCCCCCAGAUCUGCUAGGGCUGUCCUGCAGGCGGCCUCCCCACCCCCACCCUGAGCAGGAAUGCGGGAGGGGCCCCACUCUGGAGCCGUUGCCCCCAAACAUAGGCUUGUUUUAGAGACGGUGUUGCUGUUACAGUGUCGUCUCUGCAUUAGUCAGGACGCCCGGGUCUCCAUGGAAACGACUGCCUAGUCGGCGACAGCUGUCCAGUGCCCUACCCCCAGCCACCCCACAUCCUCCGCCAGGCUCCCUUCUCAGGCUGUUUUUCCUGGCUUUUGUUUCCUCAC
Molecule: messenger RNA, 2399 nt
Organism: Balaenoptera ricei (Rice's whale)
Lineage: Eukaryota; Metazoa; Chordata; Mammalia; Artiodactyla; Balaenopteridae
Gene: ZDHHC1
Product: zinc finger DHHC-type containing 1
Exons: 9
Coding region: 254-1534 (426 amino acids)
Biological process (GO): protein targeting to membrane; peptidyl-L-cysteine S-palmitoylation
Cellular component (GO): endoplasmic reticulum; Golgi apparatus
Molecular function (GO): protein-cysteine S-palmitoyltransferase activity
Source: RefSeq, a predicted model, not a curated record